Marasmius oreades (fairy-ring Marasmius) is the source of this 3337-nucleotide messenger RNA. RefSeq lists its product as uncharacterized. The record is from RefSeq and is a predicted model, not a curated record. Lineage: Eukaryota; Fungi; Basidiomycota; Agaricomycetes; Agaricales; Marasmiaceae. Gene Ontology annotation, molecular function: nuclear import signal receptor activity. The coding region runs from base 141 to 2903 and encodes 920 amino acids. The transcript has 8 exons. Gene Ontology annotation, biological process: protein import into nucleus. Gene Ontology annotation, cellular component: nucleus; cytoplasm.
CACUCACUAAAUAUGUGACAUCUGAAUCAACAGGGCCAAAGAGAAAUUGGCAAACCCUCUUUCAGUAAAUCCCCUCCUCCCUCACUUUUUUUUUUCUUAAAUCUGUUCCUUUCCUCCUUCGAAACGCGCUUUGUUUCACGAUGGCUUCGUGGGCACCUCAACCCGGUGGUUUGCAAGAAAUUUUGAACACGAUUCAAGAAUCCACCGAUAUGUCGGUAACAGUUCAACGAAACAUUACCCAAAAACUAAAUAGUUUUACUCGCGUUCCGGACUACAUCGCCUACUUAGCACAUAUUCUUUGUGCUCUUGCGGACCAGGAGGACCGCAUACGAACGAUCGCAGGUUACCUCCUCAAGAAUAAUGCUCGUCUCAUCCUCAGUUCGUCACCUGAAGUGGCCCACUAUGUUAAAGCGGCUGUCCUGCGCGCGUUUGAGGACCAAUCGGUGAUGAUACGAAACGCCGCAGGGCAAGAUAUCGUUGCUUUCUUGGGAGUAUUAGAACCUCGAAAUUGGCCAGAGUGUCUCUCGCAGUUGGUGAAUAUGCUGGACCAUCCUGAUCUGGAUAGACAGGAGACUGCAUUCAAUGUACUUGAGAAGGCUUGCGAAGAUUAUCCCCGCAAACUUGACGUUGAAAUCAGUGGCACUCGUCCCCUGGAUUUCAUGAUUCCCAAGUUCCUGUCUUUAGCAGACCAUCCGUCUUCUAAAAUGCGAUCGCAUGCAGUUGCGUGCCUCUCGUACUUCGUUCCCAUCGGCACUCCAUCCCUCUUCGUCCACAUCGAUACAUUUAUCGCAUGUCUUUUCAAAAGGGCAUCCGAUGAUGACCCCUCAGUCCGGCGACACGUUUGUCAAGCCCUCGUUCUCCUCCUCGCCGCGCGCCCCGAGAAGCUUAUGCCUGAAAUGGCAAAUGUCGCCGAGUACAUGCUAUAUUCCACCAAAGACAAGAACGAGAACGUCGCGCUUGAAGCCUGCGAGUUCUGGCUUACAUUUGCCGAGGAUGCAGACUUAUCACCUUAUCUGCAACCGCUACUAGGGAAGGUGGCCCCUGUUUUAUUGGAUUGCAUGAUAUACGGAGAAGACGACUUGUUGUGGUUGGAAGGUGAUGCUGAGGACACUGCUGUACCUGACCGAGAGGAGGACAUCAAACCACGUUUCUACGGUGGUAAAACCCACGGCCUGGAUCGAGAUCCUAGCGCUCCUGAAACCAACGAACCACCAAAGACUCGCACCGGAGCAUACGGGGAAGAAACACUCGAAUACGAAGAAGAUGACGAUUAUCUCGAUGACGACGAAUUUGCCGAUGAAAUGUCAACAGAGUGGAACCUUAGGAAAUGUGCCGCCGCUGCGUUGGAUGUUCUGGCCGUCCGAUUCAGUGGCGAGCUGCUGACUGUUUUGCUCGGGCCUCUAAAGGAAAAGCUUUGGAGUAGUGAUUGGUUACAGAGAGAGAGUGGAAUCUUGGCACUCGGUGCCAUGGCUGAAGGAUGCAUCGAGGCAAUUGAGCCACAUCUUCCAACAUUGAUCCCAUAUUUGAUUAAUACCUUGAAUGAUGCAAAGCCGCUUGUACGUUCGAUAACUUGCUGGACUCUCGGCCGUUACGCCAGUUGGACGACUCAGCCGAUAUCUGAAGAACACAAGACCAAGUACUUUAUUCCGACUAUGGAAGGGUUACUGAGAAUGGUUCUCGAUAACAACAAGCGUGUACAGGAAGCUGGUUGCAGCGCAUUUGCCACCUUGGAAGAGGAUGCAGGAACCGAACUUGCACCAUACCUCGAGCCUGUUCUUCGUAACCUCGUUUUCGCCUUCGAAAAAUAUCAACAUAAGAACAUGUUGAUUCUUUACGAUGCUGUCGGCACUCUAGCAGACGCUGUAGGUCGUGAGUUAUCGAAUCCCACCUAUGUGGAGAUUCUUAUGCCACCGUUAACGGCGCGUUGGGCGAAGCUGAAAGACGACGACGUUGACCUGAUUCCGCUUUUAGAGUGUCUUGCUUCCGUCACGAUUGCUAUGGGGGCGUCUUUUCUUCCUUACGCUGCCCCAGUGUUCGAGCGUUGUACAGCUAUAGUCCACAACUCUUUAUUGCAGUAUCAGGCAUUCCAGCAAAAUCCCGACCUCGAUGAACCGGAUAAAUCUUUCCUUGUGGUUGCACUCGACUUACUAUCCGGCCUUACGCAGGGACUUGGCAUGCAGCUAACACCGUUCAUCAAUCAGAGCAAUCCCAACAUCUUGUCCCUCCUCACUGUCUGUCUCAAGCAUCCCCAAGCAUCAGUUCGUCAGUCAGCUUAUGCAUUAGUCGGUGAUAUGGCCAUGGGAUGCUUCACAAUUCUUCGAUCAUACAUGCCGGGCAUCAUGGCCGAAUUGACCCUUCAGCUUGACCCCGAACCGAAAGUAGAUUUUAUCAGUGCAUCGAAUAACGCUGCGUGGUCUGUCGGUGAGGUGGCAUUAAGGUAUGGUCGAGAUGAUCCCGAAUUCCAACAAUGGGUUAAUCCAUUGAUUUCUCGGCUCAUUCCGAUUCUUCUCCACCCAAAAGCGCCUCGCAGCUUACACGAAAAUGCCGCUGUAUCCAUCGGUCGUAUCGGGCUCAUGCACCCUAACAUCGUGGCGCCCCAUCUUCCUGAAUUUGCGCAGGCUUGGUGCCAGGCACUCUAUGAGAUUCGUGACAACGAGGAAAAGGAUUCGGCUUUCAGAGGAUUAUGUACAAUGAUCCAGGUCAACCCGGCAGGAAUUGCAAAGAGUCUCCUCUGGUUUUGCAAUUCAAUUGUUCGAUGGAAUUCUCCGUCACCAGAGUUGAACAACAUGUUUUCGACAUUGUUGCAUGGCUUCAAACAACAUGACGAGGCCGGAUGGGCUGCACAAGUUUCCGCCUUCCCGCCUAUCAUUCAAGAACGCCUUGCCACACGUUACGGAGUUUGAUCGGACGCCAUGUUUUAGGCCACCCUCCACUUUUGUUGUUUCGUUUCUCCCACAAACCAUCGUUCCCUUCUAUUUUGGGGCACGUCCACUCGUUCAUUUUAGGUAGUACUUUACAUGUGUUUCUUGCAUUGGAUCUUGUGUUUCCCAGUAGCUGUAGUCAGUAACCGUCUUAUCUCGUAGCAGUAGUCAAUUUCUUUUUUGUAGGUACAACGUUCUUCUCACAUCACACACACAGGCAGAUUCCUAACUCCCACCAAUGCCCUUCAGGAUGCUCUGCUCUCGGUCCCCCCCCUCCAUCCGCUUUUGCAUAUCUAUCCAUUUUCUUUUACGUAGCAAUAGUAUUUCAGUAGUGUAGUUUUUUACCUUUCACGUAGAUCUCCAAUUGUACCAUAAAAAUAACAAGAGACAAGAAUCGUUUCGUUCCCCCGCGAAUC